Molecule: messenger RNA, 3219 nt
Organism: Lolium rigidum
Lineage: Eukaryota; Viridiplantae; Streptophyta; Magnoliopsida; Poales; Poaceae
Product: probable LRR receptor-like serine/threonine-protein kinase At3g47570
Exons: 3
Coding region: 1-3219 (1072 amino acids)
Biological process (GO): protein phosphorylation
Molecular function (GO): ATP binding; protein binding; protein kinase activity
Source: RefSeq, a predicted model, not a curated record
AUGGCUUGUGCACUAGUGCUAGCCAUACUCAUCUCAACGAUUUUGCAUCCGUUGUCGGUGACAACAUUGGCUGAUGAAACCGACGAGAACCGAGACGCUCUGCUCUGCCUCAAGUCCGGCCUCUCCAUCACCACAUGGAACACCACAUCACCUGAUUUCUGCAGUUGGCAAGGUGUCUCAUGCACGACGCAGCCACAACUACCUCUAGUGGUGGCCUUGGACAUGGAGGCACAAGGUCUCACCGGUGACAUCCCGCCCUGCAUCUCCAACCUCACCUCGCUGGUGAGAAUCCACAUGGCAAACAACCAGCUCUCUGGUCAUGUGCCGCAGGACCUUGGCCGGCUCACUGGACUCCAGUACCUCAACCUCAGCUCCAACAUGCUCAGUGGCGAGAUCCCCCCAUCUCUGUCAUCAUGUGCUGGCCUCGAGGUCCUGUCGCUGAGCAGCAACUCUAUUGGAGGUGCGAUCCCACCAAGCUUCGGUACGCUUCGCAACCUUUCCUCUCUAGACUUAGCCAGCAAUGAACUUUCUGGUGAGAUUCCCCCUCUACUCGGGAGCUCACCGGCUCUGGACUCUGUCACUCUCACCAACAACUUUCUCAACGGAGAAAUCCCGAAGUUUCUGGCAAAUUGUUCUUCGCUCCGGUACCUUUCUCUAGAUAACAACAGUAUUUCUGGGGCAAUACCGGCAGCACUUUUCAACAGCUCAACCAUCACAGAGAUACAUCUCCGGAUGAACAGCCUUUCUGGGCCAAUUCCACCUUUCAUAAACAUCCCUUCACAGCUCACAUACCUCGAUCUCACCAGUAAUAGCCUCACCGGAGCUUUGCCGCACUCAAUAGGCAAUCUGACAUUGCUUACAGGGACAGUGCCACCGUCAACUUACAAUUUUCCUUUCUUGAGUUUCCUUGGGUUGGCCGACAAUAACCUGAGAGGAACACUUCCUUCUGAUAUGGGGAACACUCUCCCUAACAUUACUGCACUGGUGAUGUCUAAUAAUCAUUUUGAGGGUGAGAUCCCUGCAUCCCUAGCCAACGCCUCCAGCAUGGAGUUCAUGUAUCUCGGCAACAACUCGCUGAGUGGGGUGGUUCCUUCCUUCGGUUCCAUGCCGAAUUUGCAGGUUCUCAUGCUGCACUCAAACCAGCUAGAAGCUGGAGAUUGGACAUUCUUCUCAUCCUUUGCAAAUUGUACACAGCUGCAAAAGGUCAACUUGGGCGAAAACAGACUGCGCGGGAGCUUCCCGGCAGGUUCUGUAGCGAACCUACCGAAAAGUUUGGAUGGCUUGACUCUUCGGUCAAACUACAUCUCUGGCACCAUUCCCUUGGAGAUCGGAAACCUGUCUAAAAUUUCCCUACUUUAUCUUGAUAAUAAUAUUUUCACAGGGCCUAUACCUUCUACUCUUGGCCAGCUAAGCAAUUUAUUUAUCCUUAGCCUGUCACAAAACAAGUUUUCCGGAGAAAUUCCGUCUUCCAUUGGUAACUUGAAUCAGUUGACGGAACUUUAUUUACAAGAAAACCAAUUAAGUGGAACCAUGCCUGCAACUUUAGCUGGCUGCCAGAAAUUGGUGGCACUAAACCUUUCCAGCAAUGGCCUCAAUGGGAGCAUCAGAGGGCACAUGUUCAGCAAAUUGAAUCAACUGAGUUGGUUACUUGACCUGUCACAUAACCAGUUCACAGAAUCUAUACCUUCAGAAAUUGGUAGCUUGAUAAACCUUGGUUCCUUGAGCCUCUCACACAACAAACUCACAUCCAAAAUCCCAUCAACACUUGGUGCAUGUGUCCGGUUAGAAUCACUUCGUCUAGAAGGGAACCUCCUGGAAGGAAGCAUUCCACAAUCAUUGGCAAACCUCAAGGGUGCCAAAGCAUUAGAUUUCUCCCAAAACAAUUUAUCCGGUACAAUACCAGAAUUCCUUGAGAUAUUCACUUCACUGCAGUACCUGAAUAUGUCGUUCAACAACUUUGAGGGGCCAGUUCCAAUAGGUGGAGUCUUUGCCAACACUAGCAAUGUUUCUGUCCAAGGAAAUGCACUUCUCUGUUCAAAUGUUCGAGUCGACGAUUUGCCCAGGUGCCCCACCUUAGCAUCUAAGAGAAGCCGCAAGUUUAUCGUUCGAUUGUUGGCAGCUCUGUCAGCUGUUGUUGCAUUGGCCUUGAUCCUAGGGCUGGUCUUCCUUGUUUUCCAUAUCUUGAGAAAGAGGAGGUGGAAAUCCAGUCAGUCCAUUGGCCAGACAUAUAUGGAGCUAAAAAGGCUAACAUAUAAUGAUGUGAGCAAAGCAACGGAUAGCUUUUCUCCAACCAACAUAGUUGGCUCCGGGCAAUAUGGUAUUGUGUAUAAAGGUCAGUUAGAUGGAGAAGACGCCUCGGUUGCUGUCAAAGUGUUCAAACUUAAUCAGUAUGGUGCAGUGGAUAGCUUUAUUUCUGAGUGCAGAGCUUUGCAAAGCAUCCGGCACCGAAAUCUCGUGAGGGUCAUAACUGCAUGCUCAACUUACGAUCCGGCUGGGAAUGAGUUCAAAUCUCUAGUCUUUGAGUAUAUGGCAAAAGGUAGCCUUGAGAGCCGACUUCAUGCUAAGCUCAAUAAGGAUGCCGAUUUGAGUUUGGGGACGGUGAUAUGCAUAGCAGUUGACAUUGCAGCUGCUCUGGAAUACCUUCAUAACCAAUGCAUCCCACCAGUGGUUCACUGUGAUAUGAAGCCAAGCAAUAUACUCUUUGAUGAUGAUGAUACUGCCCAUGUGUGUGACUUUGGGCUAGCAAGGUUAAUUCGUGGUUAUUCAUUUGGAGUUCAGAGCAACUCGACAAGCAUACUUGGACCGAGGGGAUCUAUUGGGUAUAUUGCUCCUGAGUAUGGAAUGGGCAGUCAGAUCUCAACUGAGGGUGAUGUAUACAGCUAUGGCAUUAUACUUUUGGAAAUGCUAACAGGGAAACGACCUACCGAUGAAGCGUUCAGUGAUGGCCUUACACUCCACAAGUAUGUAAAUGCAUCACUGUCAGAAACUGAACGUAUUCUUCGCCCCAGCCUUAUGCCAAAAUUUGGAGACCAGCCUACUGACCCUAAACCAAAAAUUGACGAAUACAAGCCAACUACAGUGAUGGAUAUAUGUGCUCUCCAACUCCUUAAACUUGGCCUGUUAUGCUCCGCGGAGUCACCAAAAGAUCGCCCAAGCAUGCAUGAAGUUUAUAGUGAAAUAAUUGCAGUAAAAGAAGCAUUCUUCUCUAUGAACAUUUGA